Messenger RNA from Clupea harengus (Atlantic herring), 5270 nucleotides. RefSeq names its product Ras and Rab interactor 2b (gene rin2b). Gene Ontology annotation, molecular function: guanyl-nucleotide exchange factor activity; small GTPase binding. The record is from RefSeq and is a predicted model, not a curated record. Gene Ontology annotation, biological process: signal transduction; vesicle-mediated transport. Gene Ontology annotation, cellular component: cytosol; endocytic vesicle. Lineage: Eukaryota; Metazoa; Chordata; Actinopteri; Clupeiformes; Clupeidae.
GAGGAGCGGGGAGAGGACCAGGACCAGGAGCAGACAGAGGAGGAGGUGCAGGAGGAGGCCAUGAGACCACAGAGCCUUCCAAGCCACAUGGACAGGAGGGGCAGCUACUUUAAGCUGGUCAAUUCGUUGGCAUCUGAAAUUGGGGAGCUGGAGCAGGAGAUGGUUCAGACGCGGGCAGCCCAUGGCAGGACCACAGAGGCAGAUGGACCCAUACUCCUGCAGGGGCUGGAUGGGCUAAUAGGGGAGAUGAGUGGAGUGUACGUGCAGCCACCCUCCUUCCAGGUCCUGCUGGAAGAGGGGGAUUUUGCGCUCAACUCCCUGGCCCGGUGCAUGAGCGUGCUGGACCGGCUGACCACCACGCAUCCCGUCUGGCUGCUGCUGUCACUUAGCGACCAGGAGGUCACCCGCAUCCUGCUGCAGCAACCACCUGGGGCGUUCCUGGUGCGGAGGUCGUGUAGGCUGCAGUGCAAGGUGCUCUCCGUGCGCGUGGACGACUCCUGUGGCCAGCCCAUCUGUGAUUACCCAGUGAAGGAGAACCAGUACACGUUCUCUCUGGAAGGUUCCAGAAUCAGCUUUGCUGACCUCAUCCGUCUGGUGGCCUUCUACUGCAUCAGCAGGGAUGUGUUGCCCUUUACCCUGAAGCUUCCGGAAGCGGUGGCCUUGGUAACGACCCAGGCUGAGCUGGAGGAGUUGGCCCAGCUAGGAGCAGGCUUCUGGGACUCUGUUCCGUACACCAACAGACGAGCUUCCUCGUCUUCGUCUUCCUCCCCGUCUCGUUCCUCGUAUCAGGGCCAAAGGCUCAGUCCUCGGCGGUGCGGAGCUCCCGUAGAGGAGGAAGGGAGCUUUCACUCUGCACCGACCCACCGAGAGCCUCCCCCGCCUGGAGCGCUCGCCGCUUCCCCUCCCCACCACCACCUGGAGAGCAGCCAGUCCAGCACAGCCGCGCUGUGUUUCGUCAACCCUCUCUUCCUGCAGACCCAUCAGACGCCCCAUCAGGACACCCAGGACGCCCCCGAUGGUCCCUCUGUUCCCAGCAGACUGAAGCCUGACAUCCACCCUCCAUGCUCCAGACCAGCCAGCAAUAAGCCUCGGGCACCCCCUCCACCCAGACCUCCACCCCCACGGUCGUGGCCUCGAGGCCCAGAGCCUCCACAGCGCCUGUCCCUGUACAAAGGACUAUGUCCCAGACUAUUAGUCUCUUCCAAACUAACACCACCACUCCCUCCACCACCACUGGGCAUCAGCAAGCACAGCAGUUUCCAGAGAGGCCCCCGCCAGGCUACAUGGGCGCCAACCACAGCCGGAGCCGGGACCCUAAGAAGCCCACAGCCCAUCCCCGUGCCUCGGCUGCAGCCCAAAAAAAAGCAGCCAGACGUAGACUCGCACCGCUGCCACAUCGCCCUGGACGACGAGACCAUCGCCAAGGCGCUGGCGCAUACCAAGCUGCCCCAUGGAAGGGGGCCUUCGUUAUCUCCCAGAGAGGACGCCCACGUCAGCAGCCUGUCUUCUCCCAGCCCAAGCCCGAGCUCCAGCCCCCCGAGAAAACCUCUGCAGCUCCACCACCACCACCAACACCAACACCACCAGGGAGGGGGCAGGGAGCAGCGGCUGAGCUGCUUGAGCUUCUCCACCUCCUCCUCCUCAGCCUCGUCGGGGGGGUCCGUGGACCUCCCCGCCGGUCGCAGCCUCCAGCACUCACCAGCGGUGCGGAGCCGAGCCCCUCGGGAGAACAGCAGCGAGGACGAAGACGAGGAUGAGGACGACGACGACGACGAGGAAGAAGAGGAGGUGGACGACUACGGCGUAGGGUUGGAGCAGGAUCUUCGGCUGCGCCUCCACGCACCGUACCGCUACCGCGGGCACUUCCAGCUCGGAGGCUCCCGGCCUUCGGCGGCACUCCUCCUGCCGCGGGCGCUCAAAGGCCAGUUCCGCAAGGUGAGCGGCAUGCUGGGAGCGCUGGCCACGCAGCGGAGGGCCGUGCGGCGGGUGGCGGAGCUCGCCCGCAACAAGAGCUCCUACUUCGGCUGCCUGGUGCAGGACUACGUCAGCUUCAUGCAAGAGAACGGCGGCGGGGCCGCUGGGGGGAUACACACCUCCGCCCUGGACCUGCUGCAGACCCUCAGGCACUUCCUCACGCAGAUGAAGGCCUACCUGAUCCACAGCUCCGAGCUACAGCCGCCCAUAGAGUCCUUCAUCCCAGAAGACCAAAUCGACCAGGUCCUGGAGAAGGCCAUGCACAAGUGUGUGCUGAAGCCGCUGAAGGCCACGGUGGAGGCGGCGCUUCACGACUUCCAGGUGCGCAGCGGGGCGUGGCAGCGGCUGAAGGAGAACCUGGCGCUGGCCAAGGCCCGGCGGCCCGAGGAGCUGGGCGUGGAGGGCGUGGUGCCGCCCGACUCCGCUGCCGUGGAGAGGAUCCGCCACAAGUUCCGCGCCAUGCGCAAGAUUUACUCGCCGGAGAAGAAGGUGCUGCUUCUGUUGCGCGUCUGCAAGCUCGUCUACAGUGACAUGCAGGACAACUCAGAGAGGAUGUUUGGAGCAGACGACUUCCUGCCCAUGCUGACCUAUGUGCUGGCGCAGUGUGACAUGCCUCAGCUGGACACAGACAUCCAGUACAUGAUGGAGCUGCUGGACCCUGCCCUGCUCUAUGGAGAAGGUGGUUACUACCUGACCAGCGCGUACAGUGCCAUGGCCCUCAUCAAGAACCUCCAGGAGGAGCAGGCGGCCCGCGCCCUCAGCACCGAGGCCCAGAACACGCUGCACCAGUGGCACCGCCGACGCACCGCCCAGCGCUCCAUACCCGCCGUGGAGGACUUCCAGAACUACCUGCGGGUGGCACUGCAGGAGGCGGGCAGCGGCUGCACCUCCAAGACGCUGCAGGUGCGCCCGUACGCCACCACCGAGGAGGUGUGCCAGGUGUGCGCGUUCAAGUUCCGCGUGGCCGACCAAGAGAACUACGCCCUCUACCUGGUCACGGACGGUGCCAGCCAGCAGUUGGCGCCCGACACGCACCCGCAGAGGAUCAAGGCGGAGCUGCACAGCCGCCCGCAAAUGCAGGACUACCAUUUUGUCUACCGGAAAAUGCCAAACCUCAGCUUAAAUAACAACCAGAACGACAACCACAGCCACAGCCUGCCAACCCCCACGACCACCAGCAGUCACUGUAUCAGUAAUGGCCUCCCCAACCCCCACGACCACCAGCAGUCACUGUAUCAGUAAUGGCCUCCCCAAUCACCAUGACCACCAGUAAUGGCCUCCCCAACUCCAGCUGAGAAGCCUGGAGCGGUAAAGGAUUCUGAGACUGAUUUGAUCGCAAAUUCACUGUCAUGGUGUCCCUGUAGGAGCAUCCACUUCUGCAGUGUUGAGUUCCUGACCUGAUGGAGGUAAUGAAAUACUACAUUUCCCAGAGUGCACUAAGAGUCUGGACUUACUUCUGCACACCACAAGUAGUCACUAGGCCUAUUCGACUCAACCUCCGUGAUGCUGCACCUUUAGCCCACGCCUACCUGGGCAGCGAAAACAAAAGUGCUCCACUCAACCUUGACCAGUCAAAUUGAAAAAAGACCUUGGUGGAGUAUGACAUCGCGAUCACGAGAGAGGUGGAGUACGUCAGCGUGAUCACGUGCUCAUGAGAUAGAAGCCAACUUUGCACUGCUGUUUUAUUACAGGAAAUGUUAGAAGGCAGCCGUGCUGAAGAAAGUGACAAUGACUUUUCCAAGGUUGUCCAUAUUUCGGCGCCAUAUUCAGUGUCUGUGGUCUAAGAUGGAUAAAGGUAGAUCGAAAGGUAGCGUACAGUCAUUUGUAUGCUAAAAUAAUGAAUAACAUAUGAAAAUGUAUUAGGAUUUAUGCUUAAAAAAAAAAAUUAAAUCCUACAAUUCCCAGAGUGCACUGAGUCUCUGGGCCAGAUUCCAUGCUGGAGCCAAGUUUGCACUGAGAGUUGGCAGGAAUGUGCAGUGGGGUGCAAACUAAUGGCUCAGAUGUGUCUGUGCAUGCAAACUUGAAAACCAAUGCCGGAAAACUUACCUUCCAGCCAAGGAUUUAUGUAUUUUAAUCUGUGCCUUUGAUUCUCAUGCCUCUGCCAAGGGAGUGGCUGAGUAUCUUGUAACUUCUCAACUGGAAUUUGAACAGCGGUGCUUAUACCAUCAUGACCACGGGUUCUCCUGGGGUAGCCUAAGUUUCCUGUACAGCACUUUUGUUUGUAGUUUAUGUGUGAUUUCUCUGUCGCAAUUUUACUGCCUUUAGACAGCAAUGAUGUACGGUUUGUGCCUGAGUUGCCCUAGAAAGUAAGUUACUAAUAACCUGCACUUUGAGUCCAUGUCAUUGUACAUAAAGAUACAGAUUAUGGUAUUAUAUUAUUAUUGCUAUUAUUAUAGAAUAAUAGAAUAUAUUUUCAUUUUUCAGUCCCCGGUUGCUGGUUAACUGUGGAUGAAUAUCAUAAGCGUGUCUUAUCGCUGGACUGUACACAUGUCGAAUCAGACUGGGCAAUUUUAGGACCAGUUACUUUUGUUCGUUUGCCACUUACCUUGGUGCCAGUAUAUGAAAUAAUAUGCUAACCGCUAAUCCUGCAGACACAGGCUAAACAUUGUACUUAUAUUGUCUUUACAUUAUUGUCAAGCUAUACGCAAACACUGGUGUUGUAUUCAGAAAUUCUCUCUCAUCCAUUGAGCAUUAACUGGAGAAGGAGCAAGUGGUAGUUGUCCCAUAGAUGACGCAUGGAACAUGCUCCUGCUUCAUGCUCCUGUUCUGAAGAGUGUCAUAACUGCAAUCAGGCGGCACAAUGAGCAACUUAAAGGUGCAGUUUGUGAUUGUAAUACAACACACUUCUUUAUCAGAUCCAGCUAAUUGCUUCUCACUAUCCUCUUAUCUGUCUGCUCAGUAUGUGCGCUCCAAAAACACUCUGGGGUCGAAUAGUCCUGACCCUGUAAAAGGGAAACAAACACAGUGGCUCGGACCGAGCCGUAACAAUUCCAGCCAAUCAAUUUGUUCCUUCAGGAGCACGGAGAAGAGGGGUGGAAUGUAAUAGGCUGAUGAGCGCAAAUGUCAACAAGCUUUUGCAUUGAAAGCAAAGACAAUGUGACACCUAGUGGACUUGAUCUGUUAUUGCACUCUUAAAUCAAUAGUGCCUUCAGGACCCUGCCAUACACCAGAGACCAUGGUGUUUGUUAUUAGCCAUCAUUUAGUUUUGGAUGAAUUAUUUCCAUACAAGUGCUGUUUAGACUAUGUAUAGUACAUCACAACAAAGAUACUUUCAUAAAGUUUGCUUUUGUCAGUUA